GCUCCUCACCGGCCUCGGCGUCGUCGCCUCUCACCCACCCACCCGUCCGCCACCCACCUCUUUGCCCCCCUCGCGAAUCGGAGACCACGUACACUACCCCGCCCGCCCCCGGGCAAGCGAAAGCUAAGAGCGGAACAAGUUUCUGCGACGGAGAGGAGGACUGGAUCGCGGGGCCAUGUCGCUCGACGAGGUCGCCGACAAGGAGGCGUCAUCCCCCGAGGAAAUUCAGCUUGUGCAGUCGGAUGCCAAGUUCCGGAGCUUCAGCCCGCCGCCGAUUCCGAUCCCAGCUGCUCCGAGCAUCGGAUCAUUGGUCGACUCGGUUUCUGAUGAGAGAUUAGAUGUCAUGGCCUCACAUCAAAGUGAAAAUGGAUCCAUCUCUACAGCUAGUUCUACUGUUAGUUCACUAGAAUCAGAGAAAGCUGCCUAUGAAUUUCUUGCUCAAACUCCUAUCAAGUCAACUGAUGCACACCUUGUUGAGUUUUCAGAGGCUAUGAGAACUGUUGCGAAAGCCUUACGACGAGUGGCUGAAGGCAAGGCUGCUGCUCAAGCAGAGGCGGCAGAGUGGAAACGCAAGUAUGAAUUAGAGAUGGCGCACAAGCAACAGAAUAAAAUCAAAGGCUGUGGCAGUUGUAUCAGUUGUAUCAGUAAUGACUUAGACAAACUGGCCAGUCAACUAACCCUGGACACAGCUGCAUCUGAUCAAUUAGGAUGUUGUGGAAAACAUGGUAUAUGUUCACAUGAGGUUCUCCAGGAUGAAGUUCCUGGACCUAUCCAAAGACCUAAUCACAAGAUGGUUGGGAGAAAGGCAUCAUUUAAACUUUCAUGGGGAUGUAAUGGGGAUAAAAAUGGCCAGCAUAAGCAUGAUUUUGUGUCCUUUGAAAAAGGUGAUAUAACAACAGCAGAACGGAGCAAUAAGCAGAUCUUACUGAAAUGGGAAUCACAACCACAAACAGUGCUUUUUAUAACUAAACCUAAUUCCAACUCUGUGCGUGUUCUUUGUGCAGAAAUGGUCAGAUGGCUUAAGGAGCAUAAAAAUAUAAAUGUCUUUGUUGAGCCACGUGUUAGCAAGGAGCUUCUAACAGAGGAUUCCUCCUACAAUUUCAUCCAAACAUGGGAUAAUGACGAGGAGAUAAAGCUGCUGCACACGAAGGUUGAUCUCAUUGUAACUCUUGGAGGUGAUGGAACUGUUCUGUGGGCUGCAUCAUUGUUCAAAGGACCAGUUCCUCCAGUUGUUGCAUUCUCCCUUGGAUCACUGGGCUUCAUGACGCCUUUCCCGAGCGAGCAAUACCGUGAUUGCUUGGACAAUGUGCUGAACGGACCAUUUAGCAUCACACUGAGAAACCGUCUGCAGUGUCAUGUAAUCCGUGAUGCAGCAAAGGAUGAACUCGUGACUGAGGAGCCAAUCUUAGUGUUAAACGAAGUUACAAUCGACCGAGGAAUAUCAUCUUACCUUACCUACCUGGAAUGCUACUGUGACAGUUCUUUUGUUACUUGCGUACAAGGAGAUGGACUAAUCAUAUCAACUACAUCAGGAAGCACAGCAUAUUCACUAGCAGCUGGAGGAUCCAUGGUCCAUCCGCAGGUCCCAGGGAUCCUUUUCACCCCAAUCUGCCCGCAUUCCUUGUCAUUCAGACCUUUGAUACUGCCUGAAUACGUGACUCUGCGCGUUCAAGUGCCUUACAAUAGCAGGGGGUCUGCCUGGGCAUCUUUCGACGGCAAAGAUCGAAAGCAGCUAUCACCUGGCGACGCUCUGAUCUGCAGCAUAUCUCCUUGGCCUGUGCCCACAGCCUGCCUGGUGGACUCGACGACCGAUUUCCUCCGCAGCAUCCAUGAGGGCCUCCACUGGAACUUGAGGAAAUCCCAGUCAUUUGACGGCCCGCGUGAUUGAUGCAACAGUUUUUGCAGUUAUAUCAGUCCAGUGCCAGAAUUCUAAGCUGGGUAAGGCACUGAUGGGUGUGUUCUCUCAGAACAGAAGCAUUUCCUCCAAGUGCAGCUAACAGCGAGGCGAGAGGAUAAUUGUACCUACGCGACGCGAGUGUGUUCUCCUUUACCAUUACAUAAAAAUAUAGAAGGUUGCAUACAUGUAGAGAGUAUAGUGCAGAAUCCAAAUAUACUACUGGCCACAUGAGUGUGUGCAGAGGCAUUUGAACUUGAUAACGGCACAUGUGGUGGAUGAUACCAAAUACAUUGAUCUGGAUAAAGUAUGGGGAUGGCAGCCACUCAAAAAUGUAGAGCACGCCCCCAAUGUAUGUAUGUAUACAUGUGGUAUGCCCCCACGAUGGAAAUGAAAUAAUUUGUGUGAGCCAUAUCUGAAA
Messenger RNA from Panicum hallii, 2315 nucleotides. RefSeq names its product probable NAD kinase 1. NCBI's taxonomy places the organism in Eukaryota, Viridiplantae, Streptophyta, Magnoliopsida, Poales, Poaceae. Gene Ontology annotation, biological process: NAD+ metabolic process; NADP+ biosynthetic process. The coding region runs from base 176 to 1888 and encodes 570 amino acids. The record is from RefSeq and is a predicted model, not a curated record. Gene Ontology annotation, molecular function: NAD+ kinase activity. The transcript has 11 exons.